UUAUUCGUUGCGUUUAAGGUUGAGGACCGUCGGCGUCGAGCAGAACUGUUAGUCAAGUGUCAGCAGGUAACAAUAGAAGAACUCAAAAAUGAGCUAAACUCUGUUCAAUGCGAAUCUCGUAAGAAAAUCUUACAGCUCCAACAGGAGAUUGAGUCCAGUAUAACCAAAGCCGACUCGGCGCUUAUCACUCAGCUCUACGCUGAGGUUGACCAUUUAAGAAAGGAAGUCUCGCGCCUCGAAUCAAUUCUAAAUACAAAUCUCGAUCAGCAUUUGACAGACCUGCGUGAAGCCGAUCGGAUGUCGACUGCGUUCAGGCCCGAUAAUUCCAGUCAUCACAAUCUCAUUAAAGCCUUGGAAGAACGGCUAUUGGAUUACAAAUGCAACGCGGAGAAGACGAAACAGGAAUUGGCUUCUUUGCGAGACCGAUUUUUGAAGGAGACACAUAUUCGUUACGAUUUGAGUCGAGAACUUGUUCAACAACGUGCUGUAGCCCAACGGUUGUCUCAAAAACUUCAAGCACUUCAUAUCGCAAACGAAGAAAAUAAGGAGAAUUCGAAAACCUUCCAUGAGAAUAGGGACACCGACUCAUUAGAAGUAUUGGGCAAUGCAGAACAAGACAAACCCUCCAUUGGAUCCUCCGAUCUGCAGAAGGUUGAAUGCAAGCAGUCCUGA
Hydatigera taeniaeformis is the source of this 672-nucleotide messenger RNA. Lineage: Eukaryota; Metazoa; Platyhelminthes; Cestoda; Cyclophyllidea; Taeniidae. The record is from the annotation of a GenBank genome assembly.